CGAAAAUCAAUAAUGCUUGUAAACAAGUAUGUAAGGAAACAAUUCGCGUAUUUAGCGUUUUUUACAACGCAAGUAAUGUAUAGUGCGUCUAUUGCUUUAUAAUAUAUAAUAUAUCGUUGUAAAAUAUAGUACAAACUAAUGGCAAUCAUGGAUACCGCAAAUGUUGGAUAUUCUUACCAUCUGCCUACAGGCGGAUGGAACUACAAAAUACGCAAUACGCUGUCACAAUUCAGUGAUCUAUUUAGCGAGUUUAAUAAGUAUAUUGCACCUGCAUAUCACCACGACCGCUGUGAAAGAUCUGUCCAAAUGAGGAUUUAUUCGAUGCACAAAGGGGAAUUCGUGAUGGUUUUUAUAGCAUUUUUUGCUUGCUUCGGUCUGGGUGUAUUUAUAGGAUUAGCAGGUCCGUCCCCAACGUCCACUACGUCGGUGUCCGCCACGAGCGUGGUCACCAACUCCAGCGAGAUAUUCCGCGGGCCCUUCCGCCUGCGGAGCCCGGCGCUCGGGGCGCGCGUGCAACAACUCUGGCUGCUCGCCGAGAUACUCACCGACAACAACGAUGAAGAGAUAUUUGAUAAGAGUUUUCAAAUAAGUAUAUCAAUAGACGGCGUGCUCAGUGAUCACACCAACAUUAAUCUUAUACCAGAGUCGGAGGCUACUAAUAGGACCCAACAUUUAAAAUGCAAGAAACAAGUUUGUGAAGAAGUGAUGGUUUUACACCUAGGUUCCUUAGAGUAUACACAUUACAUUCUUAAUAUGAAAUUCUACGGAUUAAAAGAGUUUCAUAAGCGAUACUACAUACGAGAAAUUGUGUUUUAUUUUAAAACCUACAACCCAGCGUUCACUCAGAUGGAGACGUGGUUCCGUUUCAUAUUUCUUCUCACGACGUUCACAGUAGCCUGUUGGUUCGCCCACACGCUAAGAAAGUAUUCCACGCAAGAUUGGGCCAUCGAACAGAAAUGGCUCUCUAUAUUAUUGCCAUUACUAUUACUUUAUAAUGAUCCAAUAUUUCCUCUACGCUUAGUAUCUGGAGGAUGUUUCGCGCCUCUGCUGGAUACAAUUUUCCAAACGACAUUCCUGGCAUGCGUACUGCUGUCUUGGCUCGCACUUUAUCACGGCCUAAGACAAAAUGAAAGAGGUUUUGUAUCGUUCUACCUGUUCAAAGUGAUCGUGGUAGGACUCAUGUGGGUGCCCGCCAUGGUGGUGGCGGUAUGGCAGAAGUAUUACGCGUACUAUGACCCCACAUUCAACUAUUAUAUGAAUCCUAAUUACCCUGUAGUAAAAAUCAUGUUCUUCGUUGCUGUUACAUUAUACUUCCUAUAUUUGCUCGUACUUAUUAUUAAAGCCUAUAGUGAUUUAAGAAACAUGCCAUUUUUUGACAUCAGACUGCGAUGCCUAUCGAUAAUAGUUGGUACAGUCACGUUUAUUACUACGAUACUGGCGCUCCACUCUUGGGGACCGGCCGCCUUGCAGGACCACUGGGCUUCCCAGCCGAAAGUGCAUUACGACACUUCCGCGCCGUUCAUGGCUUUAUACGGCCUUUUUAACUUCAAGAUGUAUAUAUUAGCUUACUUAUUCUCCCCCGGAAGUGGUUCUAUCCAUGAAACUGCUAUUACCAAAGAUAAUCCAGCUUUUUCUAUGAUCAACGACUCAGAUGAAGAAGUUAUCUAUGGCUCUGAUGAAGAAAGUAGACGUCCUCUUAAUUCGCAUUCUCAUAGAGCGAACAGUGAAGAUAUAUGA
Messenger RNA from Vanessa atalanta (red admiral), 1737 nucleotides. Its product is annotated as transmembrane protein 181. Gene Ontology annotation, molecular function: toxic substance binding. The transcript has 12 exons. NCBI's taxonomy places the organism in Eukaryota, Metazoa, Arthropoda, Insecta, Lepidoptera, Nymphalidae. Bases 139 to 1737 code for a protein of 532 amino acids. The record is from RefSeq and is a predicted model, not a curated record.